Messenger RNA from Durotheca rogersii, 1679 nucleotides. Its product is annotated as aldehyde dehydrogenase. Bases 1 to 1404 code for a protein of 467 amino acids. The record is from RefSeq and is a predicted model, not a curated record. The transcript is spliced from 4 exons. NCBI's taxonomy places the organism in Eukaryota, Fungi, Ascomycota, Sordariomycetes, Xylariales, Xylariaceae. Gene Ontology annotation, molecular function: aldehyde dehydrogenase (NAD+) activity.
AUGUCGGUGGAGGUCCUGACCACCAUCUCGCCCACGACCAACGAGCCUAUAUUGACACGCAAUGGAGUCUCGGCUGCCGAGUUAGAAGAGAUACCCAGGGUCGCCGUUGAGAGCUUCCUGAACUGGCGGCAGACCUCCUUGACUGAUCGCCAGAUCAUCGUCAGGAAAGCACUAAAACUGUUGGAGAAGAAGAAGGAUGAGCUCGCCGAGGAGCUGACCGUCCAGAUGGGACGGCCGAUCGCUUACACUGGUGGUGAAAUCUUGACCGCUAUUAAACGCGCCGACUUCCUCGUGAAAGUCAGCGAGGAUGCCCUGAAAGACACAGACGGGGAGCCGGAGAAAGGAUUCAGGCGCUUCAUCCGGAAGGUUCCCGUCGGUCCCGUUCUCAUCAUUUUCGCUUGGAACUACCCUUACUUAAUCCUGGUCAACUCGCUGAUCCCGGCGUUGCUCGCGGGCAAUUCCGUCAUCCUGAAGCCUUCUCCUCAGACUCCCACCAUAGUCGAACAGGUUGCCAAGAUCUUCGCGGAGGCCGGGCUGCCUGCCGGCGUCCUGCAGUACUUCCACUGCGGCUCGCACGUGCUGAUGGAGUCUAUGGUGCGAAACCCCAAGAUCGCCCUGAUCUGCUUUACUGGUUCUGUCGCCGGAGGGUUAGCCGUCCAAAAGGCAGCCUCGGACAGAAUUGUCCACGUUGGUCUUGAGCUCGGCGGCAAGGAUCCUGCCUACGUGAGGGGAGACGUGGACCUCGAUUGGGCCGCGGCCGAGAUAGUCGACGGGUCCAUUUUCAACUCGGGGCAGAGUUGCUGCGCCAUCGAGCGGGUCUACGUCGACGAGAAGAUCUACAGCCCCUUCGUCGAGGCCGUCCAGGAGGUCCUGAAGGGCUACAAGGUCGGAGACCCUCUGUCUAAAGAGACCCAGAUCGGGCCGGUCAUCUCCCCGCGGUCCAAGGAGACCGUCGAAUCCCAUAUCCGGGAUGCGUUGGCGAAAGGCGCAAAGGACCUGACACCGGAGAACCCGACAUUCUCGAGCUUACCGUCAAAGGGCAACUUUGUUAAACCUACCCUCCUCGUCGACGUCGACCACAGCAUGGCGGUCAUGACGGAAGAGACGUUCGGGCCGGUCAUCUCGGUCAUGAAGGUCGGGAGCGACGAAGAGGCCGUCGCGCUGAUGAACGACAGCGAGUUUGGCUUGACGGCUAGCAUAUGGACGAAGGACGUAGAAAAAGGUUACGAGUUGGCGGAGAGCGUCGAAGCGGGGACGGUCUUCGUCAACCGCGCGGAUUACCCCAGCCCGGAUCUCGCCUGGACGGGCUGGAAGAAUUCGGGCAAGGGCGUGACGCUGAGCAGGUUUGGCUACGACCAAUUCGUGAAGCUGAAGAGCUACCAUCUGAAGGACUAUCCGAAAUGAAUUGACGAGAACCACGAGAAGCGCGAGAACCGCACGCCCAGGGCUUAGCGGCUACCUAGCAAGUUAGCCACUCCGUAGGCCGCCUUGGAUGCCGGACUGCGGGUUUGGCAUGUAAGUGGGAAUAGUCGACGACUACUACUGCCACUAGCCCUACUACGACUACUAUUGCCACUGCCGACUCACUUAGCAUGUGUAGCCGGGGUGGGAGGGGGCUGUGUUGCGCGCGCGUGCUCGUGUGUGUGCGUGUGCAGACUUGCGUGUGUGUAUACGUGCGU